Gastrolobium bilobum is the source of this 1124-nucleotide messenger RNA. RefSeq names its product BAG family molecular chaperone regulator 2-like. Gene Ontology annotation, molecular function: adenyl-nucleotide exchange factor activity; protein-folding chaperone binding. NCBI's taxonomy places the organism in Eukaryota, Viridiplantae, Streptophyta, Magnoliopsida, Fabales, Fabaceae. The record is from RefSeq and is a predicted model, not a curated record. Gene Ontology annotation, biological process: protein stabilization. The transcript is spliced from 4 exons. Gene Ontology annotation, cellular component: cytoplasm. The coding region runs from base 121 to 906 and encodes 261 amino acids.
AUACAAUACACCGUUUUUUUAACUCAUGCUCGUCAUGGUUUAGAUAUUUUCCCUCAUUUUCCCAAGAAAAAAGAAAAAAAAACAGUCUCCAUUGUUUUUCCCGGGAAAACUGAGUUCAGGAUGAUGAAGAAGAAACUGAACUCGUACGGUAGAACUAGAAGAACAAGAGAGAGCCCCGCGGCGGCGACGUCAUCGUCGUCCACCGCAAGAGAAGAAGACACCGAGUGGGAAAUGAGACCUGGAGGAAUGUUGGUUCAGAAAAGGAGCGUGAAACCGGACGCUCCAACACCAAAUUUGCGCCUUCGAAUCGCCUACGGUGCAAUCCGCUACGAGAUCUGCGUCAGUUCCAUGGCCACUUUCGGGGAAGUGAAGAAGGUUAUGAGCGGAGAAACAGGGUUGCAGGCAGAUGAACAGAGAUUGGUGUACAGAGGGAAAGAACGAGAAAAUGGAGAAUACUUGGAUAUGUGCGGUGUGAAAGACCAAUCAAAAAUAGUGCUAAUACAAGACCCUUCCAGCAUUGAGCGACGCUUCAUCCAGAUGCGAAUGAAUGCCAAGAUCCAAAGUGCACAUCGUGCCAUCAAUGAUGUGUCCGUAGAACUUGAUCAGCUAGCAGACCAGGUCUCUGCAAUUGAGAAGUCUAUUUCCAAUGGAGUCAAAGUACCAGAAGUUCAGAUCACGACACUGAUUGAGAUGCUUAUGAGGCAAGCAAUCAAAUUAGAAAGCAUUUCUGCAGAAGGAGAUGCUUCUGCGCUGAAAAAUUUGCAGGGAAAGAGAGUACAGAAAUGUGUUGAAACCCUGGAUCUACUUAAGGUAUCUAAUGCAAGAAUGAAUCCUGUUGUUGUUACAACCAAGUGGGAGACUUUUGAUCAUCCUCCAUCCUCGACCUUGUGGGAAAUGUUCGAUUGAGUUUGCUCCAUCAUCCCUUUUUCUACUUCUUUUUUAUACUCCAAUAUCUUAUCCUGUGUCUAUACGUACCGAAUUAGCUUCUCCUUUUUCAGAACUCUGCCAAUAAGUCUUGCUAUAGAACUAGACAACUAAAUUUUUGUCCAAAAGUACUUGCUCGUCUUCAAAAUUGCAAUUGGAACAGAAGCCGGAAAUGUUAAUAUAUCCUUAUUUAUUAUUUG